CCGGAGGGGUGUGUGGGGGGAGAGCCCUUCCCUAGCGCCCCUCUGUGCCUAGCCGGGGGCGACUUUCUCCGGUGGCUGGAACCAGCCCCUGGGGCAGCCCCGGGCUCUGCCGACACCAGCUCCUGAGCCGCAGACUCCAGCUGUGAGUGACAAGAAGGAGAACAGUCUGAGAUGGAGGAACCAUACAAGAUGUCUCUGACAAGAUCCAAAGGCAAUGUUUCUGAGAGCCCUGAGCAGGAAAAAUCCCCUAGGAGUCCAGGCGAAUCAGAAACACAGCAGCAAAACACUCCAGAGGAAAGUAAAUCUGCUCACAGUGGGCGAGGUGUGAGGAAGCGCAAAGGCACCAUCGUCCGCCGGAGAACAUUCAUGGGGGAGAGGCCCAACAUCUGCAUUGAGUGCGGGAAAAGCUUCCUUCAGAGCUCAGACCUUAUUAACCAUCGGCGAAUCCACACAGGGGAGAAACCCUAUAAAUGCAUUGACUGCGGGAAAAGCUUCAGCGUCAGCUCAAACCUCAUCCGACACCAGAGAACCCACACAGGAGAGAAACCCUAUAACUGCCCCGACUGUGGGAAAAACUUCACGGACAAGUCGACCCUGACCCAGCACCAGCGCGUCCAUACAGGUGAGAAGCCCUAUAAAUGCAUAGACUGUGGGAAGAGCUUCAGCCGCAGCUCCCACCACAAGAGGCAUCUGAGGAGCCCUCCAGGGAAGAGGCAGGGUAAAUGCACCCACCGGGAAAGCACUACUGUUGGGAAGGUUAAAGAAACCAAAGCAUCAAAGAAGAGAACCUCGACCGUUGAGAUCCCCAACACUUGUGCUGAAUGCUGGCAAAGCUUCAGCCAGAACUCGGACCUGGUCAAACACAUGAGGAUCCACACAGGAGAGAAACCCUAUGAGUGUCCCGACUGCGGAAAAAGAUUCAAUGUCAGCUCAAACCUGAUCAGACACCAGAGGAUCCACACAGGAGAGAAACCCUACACGUGCUCUGACUGUGGGAAAAGCUUCACUGACAAAUCCACUCUGACCCAGCACUACCGGAUCCACACGGGAGAGAAACCCUAUAUAUGCACUUAUUGUGGGAAAAGCUUUAGUCAUAGCUCCCACCACAAAAGACAUGAAAAAAUCCACAAGGGAAGGAACUCGGAGAGCCCCAACAUCUGCAUCGAGUGUGGGAAAAGCUUUACCCAGAACUCCAGCCUCAUCAACCAUCGUAGAACCCACACAGAUGAGAAGCCCUACAAAUGCCCUGACUGUGGGAAAUGUUUCGGCGUCAGCUCCAGCCUCAGCCGGCACCAGCGCAUCCACACGGGCGAGAAGCCCUACGCCUGCCCUGACUGCGGGAAGAGCUUCAGCGACAAGUCCAACCUAACCCAGCACCAGCGUGUCCACACGGGUGAGAAGCCCUACAAGUGUAUUGACUGUGGGAAGAGCUUCAGCCGCAGCUCCCACAAGAAGAAGCACUUGCGGAUCCACACUGGCGAGAAGCCCUUCAAAUGUACUGACUGUGGGAAGAGCUUCAGUGUCAGCUCCAACCUCUUCCGGCACCAGCGCAUCCACACUGGAGAGAAACCCUACACAUGCUCUGACUGUGGGAAAAGCUUCACUGACAAGUCCACCCUGACCCAGCACCAGCGCAUCCACACGGGCGAGAAGCCCUACAUCUGCACCUUCUGUGGGAAGGGCUUCAGCCACAGCUCCCACCACAAGAGACAUGAGAAAAUCCACAAGGGCGAGAACCCGCUACUGACCUUCCCCACUCAAACAUUCUGA
This is a messenger RNA of Emys orbicularis (European pond turtle), 1770 nucleotides long. RefSeq names its product zinc finger protein OZF-like. Gene Ontology annotation, biological process: regulation of transcription by RNA polymerase II. The record is from RefSeq and is a predicted model, not a curated record. The transcript has 4 exons. Gene Ontology annotation, cellular component: nucleus. Bases 172 to 1770 code for a protein of 532 amino acids. Gene Ontology annotation, molecular function: DNA-binding transcription factor activity, RNA polymerase II-specific; RNA polymerase II cis-regulatory region sequence-specific DNA binding. Lineage: Eukaryota; Metazoa; Chordata; Testudines; Emydidae.